Ictalurus punctatus (channel catfish) is the source of this 2869-nucleotide messenger RNA. RefSeq lists its product as uncharacterized. Gene Ontology annotation, molecular function: protein binding. The transcript has a single exon. The coding region runs from base 246 to 2507 and encodes 753 amino acids. NCBI's taxonomy places the organism in Eukaryota, Metazoa, Chordata, Actinopteri, Siluriformes, Ictaluridae. The record is from RefSeq and is a predicted model, not a curated record.
UAUAAUCUCGGUCCUAGAUUUUAGGAUACAUUCCAGAAAUCUCAGAGAUCCCUUCAGUGUGUACAGAGUAGCCCCGCUCCCGCAGGUGUGCAGGUGGAGGUCAGAACGUGCACGCGCACUGCGCGCGCGCGGGCGGUCGGACGGGCGGGGUUAGUGGUGGAGCGGCUGAAACGCCUGGCAGGUUUCGAGCGCCGUGAACUUUGACGCCGAGCGAAGCUCGAGGAGAACUUCUCCAGGUAACGAGCAUGGCCACGGAUUUCACCCAGGACGCGGUGCUGCGCUUCCUCCUGCGCAGCGGAGGAACGGUACGGAACGCGGACCUGCUGACGCACUUUAAGGCGUUUUUGCGAGAGCACGAGGACCGAGUGCGGAACCGCGAGCUGUUUAAGAAGUAUGUGAACACCGUGGCCACGGUGAAGCAGGAGGAUGGAGUUUCUUAUGUCGUGGUAAGGAAGAAGUUCCGAGCGCGUCGUGGAGACGUCGCCGCCAGCCCCAGCCCCAGCGCACCGGGCAGCGCCACCGGCAGCGCCGCCUCGUCAGCCAGCCGAACUGAUAAGAAACAGGAAGGCGUUGGACGCAGUAAAGUACAAGUGUGUGCUGCCAAACCUCAUCCCAGUGAGGAUCCCAGCCUGAAAUCUCAGCUCUCACAAGUUCAUAACACGCACGGGAUCUUGCCAGUUGCAGGGAUUGUAAACAACAGAGGAAAUCACACGGAAAAUAUUUACUUGGACAAGGAUUUUCAAACCUCGUCGCAUCAACCAUGGGAACAAAUGGUGUCCUCAGUCCCCAGCAAAGACAGAGCUAUAAAUACAUGCACUAUGGGCAUGUCUUCGCUCACUAUCGACUCAAAACGCUCAAGGGGCAGCGGCCAGAGCCUCGACCAGCCAUCGGAGAAGUCAAAUCCUACACACAAUGGCGUUCACGCUGCCAAACCUGGACAAUUACGAGAAGCAGAUGGCUGCAGCCAGAAGUCCUUUGAUCCCCUUCCAGAUGAUCCACACUGUGAGGUGAGUGUGACCCAUCUGUCCAAGGACACAGCACACGAACACACCCUGCCUGGCUCUUUCCAGUCGUUCGACGAGAAUCCGUCUUGUUCUUGGCCUUUUCCCAUCCCUCUCAGACAGUCACAAAUUUCAGCUUCGAGUCCGUGUUUAAUUGAAGUUCCUGGUGAUGCUUCCUACUUUGAUGCGUAUAGACGGCGCAAUGGCGGUCUGCUCAGGCCAGAUUGCUACGGUCAGGCCACAGGUAUUUACAUCCAAGAACCGGAGGACUAUGGCGUGACAGCAGCAGCUCCAGUCAGUCCUGUUCACCAGAGGAACAGUCUUCAUCUGGAAACACCCCGCCCACGUGUGGCUUCAAACUACAUGGAGCCCAAAUACCUCCACGGCCUGUCCUCCAGCCAAAAUAGUCUCCUCCUGCCUUCUUCUGUUAACUCUGACUGGCCUCGGGCAUUUCGCCAGGACGACUGGUCCAGUGAUGAUGCACUGAAUUACUAUGGUGGUGUUUUGACAGAAGGUCAGAAGCAGACUCAAGCUGGCACCCAUCGUUCCUCUGAGGUCAAGCUUCUAUCACAGCUACAUCGCCAAGAAUGCCAGCUCACACCCUUGCAUCACUCAACUGGGCACCUUGUUGCCGAUGAACCCCGAGCAUCUCUUCCAAGUUCGGCACCAGAUGAGAGCACCCACAACAGACCUGUCGCCCGGCAGCUGUCUCGCCACCUGCGAAGCCGGAUGUGUCGAAGCCUGGGAGCAGAUCUGGACCAGGCAUUUCGGGAGGAUGGUGACUCAGCCCGGCUCAAACGACUGCAACGGAUUACCUCUUUUCUUAAUGUCUCCUCCAGCCGAACCCACAGCCCCUUGGACAGCGUGUCCCCUGCCAGCUCGGUUCGCAGCCUGGGUCAUGACCCGUCGUCCUGCGGUCACAGAAACACCCAGGUUCCCCUGGAGCCCCUGGAGCACGAGUGGUUUUUGAAAGCAGCUGCAGGAGUCUGGACUGAGGUUUACUCCCUGUUCAGAGAGGAUCCCAGCCUGCUGGCCAAACGGGACUUUGUGUCCGGCUAUACUGUACUGCACUGGAUCGCCAAGCAUGGAGACCACCGGGUCUUGAACACUCUGUGGUACGGUGUGCGCAAAGCAGGGAUGACGCUGGAUGUGGAUGCAAGGAGCCCGUGUGGCUACACGCCACUGCACCUGGCUGCUAUUCACGGCCAUAAAAAUCUGCUCCGGCUCCUAGUGCACAAGUUCAAGGCUAAUGUGACCCUCAGGGACAACAGUGGUAAGAGGCCUUGGCAGUAUUUGGAAAAAAACAAUGACAAAGAACUGUUUGAGUUGCUUGGUGCUCCCCAGGGGAUGACUGGGGGUAGUGCAGGGGUACAGUGGUCGUUAGAUAGACCCCCAGUAGCACCUGUCAGCAGAUCAGCAGCUACAGUAAAGAGACACGCAUCACUCGCCGCAUUAUUCAAAAACAAGCCCCAACUUAGAGUUUCUGCCAAUGCAGAGUCCUUAUAAUCGUCACACCGUCUAUAUCCACAGCUGAUAAACUUCACAGAGGGUUUUAAGGCAGGAUGUCGAGUUGAAUCCGACUCUGCAAUGCUCUUGAAGACCGUUUUAUCGUCUAUAUUAGAGACCCACGUGUCCGCCUAGCAGGAUUGUUGCUUACGUAUUUUAGUUUUGGUUUUCAUGAUACACGCACGUUACCACUUGUUCCUCCUUUAGCUGAAAGCAGCGACUGGGAUACUAAAGGUAAAGGUCUAACAGUUCACUUUUUGUAACUUUAGUUUACAGUAUUGAAAGUCUCGCUGUGUAAUAAAGCUGUACGUUUAUCCUACACAAUAUAUUAAAACGUUUUUGGGGUGCUUUAAAAGCCACAA